Messenger RNA from Erigeron canadensis, 2472 nucleotides. RefSeq names its product double-strand break repair protein MRE11. Gene Ontology annotation, biological process: telomere maintenance; double-strand break repair via homologous recombination; double-strand break repair via nonhomologous end joining. NCBI's taxonomy places the organism in Eukaryota, Viridiplantae, Streptophyta, Magnoliopsida, Asterales, Asteraceae. The record is from RefSeq and is a predicted model, not a curated record. The coding region runs from base 108 to 2279 and encodes 723 amino acids. Gene Ontology annotation, cellular component: nucleus; Mre11 complex. Gene Ontology annotation, molecular function: manganese ion binding; 3'-5'-DNA exonuclease activity; DNA endonuclease activity. The transcript has 22 exons.
CUUCAGUUCUUCAUUAUCACUGAGUUUUUCUUCGCAAAUUCCCGCCACUUCAUUGCUACUGAUCCCUUCUUUUUAGGGUUUAAAGUCCUAAAACACUUGUUCCUCUCAUGGCUGGUAUGUCAAGGGAUGAUAAUAGUAAUACAGUCCGUGUGCUUGUUGCCACGGAUUGUCAUUUGGGGUAUAUGGAAAAAGACGAGGUCCGUAGGCAUGAUUCAUUUCAAGCGUUUGAAGAAAUAUGUUCCAUAGCUGAGCAGAAGAAGGUAGACUUUUUACUACUUGGUGGUGAUCUAUUUCAUGAAAACAAGCCAUCAAGGACGACAUUAGUGAAAGCGAUUGAAAUCUUGCGUCGAUAUUGUCUUAAUGAUAAACCAGUGCAGUUUCAAGUUGUCAGUGAUCAGACUAUAAACUUUGCAAAUGUGUUUGGUCAUGUAAAUUAUGAAGAUCCUCAUUUCAAUGUCGGGUUGCCAGUGUUCAGUAUUCAUGGAAAUCAUGAUGACCCUGCUGGAGUGGAUAACCUAUCUGCAGUCGAUAUUCUUUCAGCGUGCAAUCUUGUAAACUAUUUUGGCAAAAUGAUUCUUGGAGGUUCUGGGGUCGGGCAGAUCACUCUCUACCCAAUUCUUAUAAAAAAGGGUGAAACUUCUGUUGCUCUAUACGGCCUUGGAAAUAUUAGAGAUGAACGCCUGAAUAGAAUGUUUCAGACUCCACAUGCCGUACAAUGGAUGCGUCCUGAACCUCAAGAAAAUUGUGAAGUUUCAGACUGGUUCAACAUCCUAGUGCUUCAUCAAAACAGAGUGAAGACAAAUCCUAAGAAUGCCAUAAAUGAGCAUUUUUUACCUCGGUUCCUGGACUUUAUAGUUUGGGGGCAUGAACAUGAAUGUCUUGUUGAUCCUCAGGAAGUUCCAGGUAUGGGUUUCCACAUUACUCAACCAGGCUCUUCUGUUGCAACAUCACUUAUCGAUGGAGAAUCAAAACCGAAGCAUGUACUUUUGGUAGAAAUUAAGGGUAAUCAAUACCGGCCAACCAAGAUACCACUACACUCUGUUAGACCAUUUGAAUAUAAAGAGAUAGUAUUAAAGGAUGAACCUGACAUUGAUCCAAAUGAUCAAAAUUCAAUUCUUGAACAUCUGGACAAUGUCGUAAACAGUCUCAUAGAAAAAUGUAACCAAAGGGAUUCUAGAAAUUCAGAGACUGUGCUUCCUCUUAUACGUGUAAAGGUUGAUUAUUCUGGGUUCAUGACAAUAAAUCCUCAAAGAUUUGGCCAAAAGUAUGUUGGAAAGGUUGCUAAUCCUCAAGAUAUUCUUAUCUUUGCAAAAGCUUCAAAGAAAGCUCAGGGUGAAGCAAAAUUUACGGAUGCGGAACGACUUCGACCAGAAGAAUUGAAUCAACAAAACAUUGAAGCAUUAGUUGCUGAGAGUCAAUUGAAAAUGGAAAUCCUUCCUGUGAAUGAUUUAGAUGAAGCGUUACACAAUUUUGUUAACAAGGAUGACCGAAAUGCGUUCUAUUCCUGUUUGAAAUACAACCUUGAAGAAACUGUGAAAAACAUUGCUCGGGAUACAGAUAAUAUGAAUGUUGAAGUAGAAGAUAUAAUAGUCAAAGUUGAAAGCUGCUUAGAGACUCGUGUGAAGGAGAGAUCCAAGUCUAAGGAGGACCAAGUAUUUACUUCUAGUGCUCAGUCCAUGGAGAAUCUGAUGAAUAAAGCUCCCGGAGGAAUUGGAAGUGCAGCAUCCUUUAGUGAUGAUGAGGAUACAACACAGUUUCUUGGGUCAAGGGCUACUGGCCGAGGCAAAAAAGGUUCAUUGGAACAGUUUAAGUCUGCUCGUGAUGUCUCUCAAGUUGCGAAGACUUCUACAAGAGGAAGGGGAAGGGGGCGAGGUAGGGGUUCAACCUUGAAGCAGUCAACUCUUGAUGCAUCAAUGUUUCGUCGUUCAGAUAGAUCAGCAUCGGUUGCUGCAUCAGCUUCAGUUCAAAGUAUAGCUGCUGAUGAAGAGAACUUAAAUUCUGAUUCUGAUGAUGAACCAGUGCAAUAUGGAAUAAAUGAGCUUCAUGACAGUUCGGAUGAUAAUGAGAGUAUGCAAGGCAAGGGUCGCAAACGAAGUGCUCCUAGGGGAAGAGGUAGGGGCUCCACUGCUGCUAAGAGGGGAAGGAAAUCGGACAAUAGUUCAUCCUCAAUCCAACAGAUGAUGAUGAGAAAUGAUGACGAUGAUGAUGAUGAUGUGCCAAAAAGAAUGAACAAGUCUCAACCACGGGUGACAAGGAACUACGGUGCUUUAAGGAGGUAGCAUCGCAAUGUUCGUUGUGAUUUUGUUGGGAAUUUUAAUGUACAAUUCUUUUCAGGUAGUCCCAUUUUGAUCCAUUAGUUAAUGAUCUGUAGAAAACAUUUCAAGCCUGUUUUGGUGAGUUUGUAAGUUGUAACGGAAAAGGAUGAGAACUGUGUACAGUGAGCAUGUCUCUAAAGUUGUCAUGGUUUGUGCA